Arvicola amphibius (Eurasian water vole) is the source of this 2883-nucleotide messenger RNA. RefSeq names its product zinc finger with KRAB and SCAN domains 2 (gene Zkscan2). Gene Ontology annotation, biological process: regulation of transcription by RNA polymerase II. Bases 1 to 2883 code for a protein of 960 amino acids. The record is from RefSeq and is a predicted model, not a curated record. NCBI's taxonomy places the organism in Eukaryota, Metazoa, Chordata, Mammalia, Rodentia, Cricetidae. The transcript has 7 exons. Gene Ontology annotation, molecular function: DNA-binding transcription factor activity, RNA polymerase II-specific; RNA polymerase II cis-regulatory region sequence-specific DNA binding.
AUGGCUACAGUCCUGGACUCUCAGGUCGACGUGGAAGUUGAGGAGUGCCUCAUAAUGAAAGUGGAAAAGGGUUCGGAGUGGGCGUCAGAGCCCAUUCUGGCGAGGUCGGGCAGCACCGAAUGUGAGUCCUUUCGUAAAUGCUUCCGGCAGUUCUCCUACGAGGACGUGACGGGACCCCACGAAGCUUUCAGUAAACUCUGGGAACUCUGCUGCCGGUGGUUGAAGCCAGAAAUGCGGUCCAAGGAGCAGAUCCUCGAGCAGCUAGUAAUUGAACAGUUUCUCACCAUUCUCCCGGAGAAGAUUCAGGCUUGGGCACAGAAGCAGUGCCCAGAAAGUGGAGAGGAGGCGGUGGCCCUGGUAGCGCAUUUGGAGAAAGAGACCAGAAGACUGAGAAAGAAGGUCAGUAGUCCCCUACCCUCAGAGAAGCAAGCCCCACCUGGAACUGUGUGGGAAGUAGCUGACUUUGAGCCAGAGCAACUGGAGACCCAGCGCAGGGUUGUUCCUCGGGAAGAAGCUGGAAGCCUCCACUCAGGAUACCAGGAACAGCUGAGCCAACAAAGAGAGUAUAGGCCUUUACCUAAAAAUGCUCACUCUUCUCUCUGGGUUCCUGUUCCUAGUGAUGAAUGGAACACUGUAGAUCAGGAGGUGGCAACCCAGGAACCAGUGAAAGAUGUCCACACAGUGAGAAGCUUGUCCUACAGAAAGAGUGUACAUCAGAGUCCUACUCACAGGGAUCUCUACCACGAAACCAGGAAGGAAAGUGCAGGGAGCAUGGUUUCCCUGGGAGGCACCGUGUCUACAUCUAACAAGAGAGCUCAGUUGGAACAGAGAAAGGAACCAUGGACUGUAGGUCUACAUUCCUCAAAUAAGAAGAAUAGUGUUCUGCGAAGCAACUACAUCAAAGAGAAAUCAGUGCAUGCUGUUCAAAUCCCAGCAAAGAAUUCAGGGAAAGUGUGGCGAGAACAGCAACAGUGGGGUUUAGAAGAUGAAAAAAUUGCAGGUGUACACUGGAGCUAUGAGGAAACCAAGACUUUUCUUGCAAUUCUCAAGGAAUCUCGCUUUUAUGAAACACUCCAGGCUUGUCCCCGGAAUAGCCAGGUAUAUGGUGCUGUGGCUGAAUGGUUGCGAGAAUGUGGCUUCCUUCGAACACCGGAGCAGUGCCGGACCAAGUUCAAAAGUCUUCAGAAAAGUUAUCGAAAAGUGAGAAAUGGCCACAUGCUAGAACCCUGUGCCUUCUUUGAGGACAUGGAUGCCUUGUUAAACCCUGCAGCCCAUACUUCAUCUACUGAUAAGACAAAGGCCGUGAUCUCUCUCCCCAGACUAAAGAGUAUUGGCAUUAGUGCUAAAGAACAGGUCAGUUUGGUGGAGGAGGAAGAAGAAGGUGCUGAAGACUCCGAUGGUGAUGAAGUGGGUAUUGAGUUUAUACGCAAGUCUGAAAUUCGUUCUGCCCCUGUCUUGUUCCAAAACCUAAGUGGUGUGCACUGGGGCUAUGAAGAAACUAAAACUUUUCUUGAUAUCCUUCGUGAGACUCGGUUUUAUGAAGCACUUCAAGCCUGUCACCGGAAAAGCAAAUUGUAUGGAGUUGUGGCUGAACAGCUUCGAGAGUGUGGCUUUCUCCGGACACCAGAACAAUGCCGGACCAAGUUCAAAAGCCUUCAGAAGAGUUACCGAAAAGUGAAGAAUGGACAUGUACUGGAGUCCUGUGCAUUUUACAAGGAGAUGGAUGCCCUAGUUAACUGCCGAACGUCUGCCCUUUCCACCAACACCUCAGAAGAAAUCCCAUCACUCUCAAGGCAAGAAACAGGACAUAUUGAAGUUGAACCCCAGGAGCCUACAAUCUGGGAACCUGAAGAGACCUUACAGGAAGCAGUGUUAGAAGAUUCUAGUAGUGAGAGAAUGAGUGAGGAGGAAAUUAUAGAAGAGCCAGAAUUCCAAGAACCUACAGACUUACCUCAAAGCCUAACAGAUUUUGAAACUGAAAGUAGUAUUAAGGAGGACCCAACACAGGUAAUAUUUAAGAACAAAGAGCCCCACGGGGCAUUAUUAGAAAAGUCUAAAAGAUUUGUUUUAAAUACCAACCCCAAUAGAUAUUGUAAAAGGGAAUACAUCUCAGGAAGACAAUGGGAAAACCUUCAAGGAAUUAGACAGGGAAAACUGAUGUCUCAACCUAGAGAUAUAGGGAAGGCUACUGUGCAUCAGAGGCCUUUUGUGGGAAGGAGACCAUACAGACUUCUCAAAUAUGGAGAAAAUUUUGGAAGGAGUGCCCGUCUUAUGUGCAGGAUGACCCACCAGAAAGAAAACCCUCAUAAGUGUGGUGUCUGUGGGAAGUGCUUUGGUAGAAGCAGGAGCCUAAUCAGACACCAAAGAAUCCACACGGGGGAAAAGCCUUUCAAAUGUCUUGACUGUGGGAAAAGCUUUAAUGACUCCUCAAAUUUUGGAGCCCACCAGAGAAUCCACACUGGAGAGAAGCCGUACAGAUGUGGGGAGUGUGGGAAAAGCUUCAGUCAGAGCUCAAGUCUUAUCAUCCAUCAGAGAAUGCACACUGGAGAGAAACCCUAUCAGUGUGGAGAGUGUGGGAAAAGCUUCACCAACAGUUCUCAUUUCAGUGCCCACCGCAGAGUCCAUGCUGGAGAGAAUCCCUACAAAUGUGGGGACUGUGAGAAGAGCUUCAAUAACUGCACAAGAUUCCGAGAACACCGGAGAAUCCAUGCUGGAGAGAAGCCUUAUACAUGUGCCCAGUGUGGCAAACAUUUCAGUAAAAGCUCUUUCCUCACCAAACACCGGGAAGUCCACAUGCGAGAAAAACUACUGCCAUACUCUCCCUCUGGGUACUCAGAGAACCUACUGAGGGGAAAGAGUGAUGAAUUCAGGAAGACCUUUUGA